This is a messenger RNA of Trematosphaeria pertusa, 3007 nucleotides long. RefSeq lists its product as uncharacterized. Bases 41 to 3007 code for a protein of 988 amino acids. The record is from RefSeq and is a predicted model, not a curated record. The transcript has 2 exons. NCBI's taxonomy places the organism in Eukaryota, Fungi, Ascomycota, Dothideomycetes, Pleosporales, Trematosphaeriaceae.
GCCGCCUCUCACUUUUCUCUACUAAACUUUCCGCCUCAUCAUGCAACAUCUCGGCCUUAACCUCCUGGAGAAGGACGACUUCGAGGUCACAUGCUUUGACAACCUCUAUACCGGGGAGAACCGGGAAUGCCACUUCCAUGGAUUUCCCCAGACGCGAGGCUGGGAGUUCGAUACAUCCACAUACACUAUCAAGAAACCCAUUAGAACACCGGGAGUCGACUUCGGUCAGCUGAUGCAAUCUUGGCUCUUUUUCGGGCUCAUUACCGCGGUAGUGUACGACGACAAUCACGAUGAGACAAGGCGAUUUGAUUCGAAGACGCUUGUAUCCAAGCGUAAUACGAUCGAUACGACAGAGCUCCCGCGUAUCCUUAGAGAAUGGCAACGAUGGGAGAUGCAGAAAAAGAACGAAUCGGGCCAGAACAUGAGGAUGAUCCGCGCACAGCUUGCGUUGGACCUUGCCCGGAAAGUGAUCAAGCGCCAUUCUCCCCCACCUGGCAGUAGAAGGAAGGCAGGCCCUACUCAACUUGAUGACCAUCUGGCAUUAUCACUCAUGGUCCUCGGCGAAACUUUGACGAAUGCGAAAGCGAAAAUCAUCAAUCAAGUCGGCUUCAGGGCGCGCGAUUGGUAUGGAGAUGCCGAUAUUGGCUGGGGAAGUCCUUCAGCGGUAUUGGAUAAGAUGGAUGACGACGACUGGUGUCCCAGGACGAAAAAUCUCCUCCGAGCGCAGCUACGCGAGAAUGCGACGGCCCUCCUCUCUGUCUAUAUAUCACAUCGACAACAUAAAUUCAGAGGCCAUACAGAGGCUAAAUGCAAUGAAGACGAACCCUGCAAGCUCAAAUCCGAAGACGGGCGCUUUCCUGGGGAAUACGCAACGAAGCAUCACCCAGAUUGCCUUCAUCGGGGAAACCGCAGAAACGCUGCCUGUCAUCCCGGCAGCGCGUGUUGUGGUCAAGGGGAUGAGGACAUGAAGGAUGACGAGGAAACCUACGAGUUACCCACCUGCCUUACUCCGUGUGUAGAUAAGAUGGUGGGCGUGACGAUCGCAGAUGUUGUGAGGAUCAUAGAAGCCGACAGAAUUCCGCUCAUCAAAUUCAAGGAGACAAAGGGUGGGGAGGACCCGAUCCAACUGGAAGUAAUUGAUGACGCAGAAUGUCAAGAUUAUGCAACAAUAUCGCAUGUCUGGUCAGAUGGAUACGGGAACCCCGACCAAAAUCAACUAUGGCGGUGCCAGCUUGCUUACUUUCGGGAUCUCCUGAAAGAAGCGCAGAUGCAGAAGAAUAGGCAGAAUAGAGGAGAGGCAAAAGACGACCCGCUUCCUUUCUGGAUUGACACGCUGACAAUACCGGUACAAGACCAAUACAAAUCAGCCAGGAAGAAGGCAAUCACUCAUAUCUAUAAGGUCUAUUCCCGGGCCAGGUACACCAUCGUCAUUGAUAACGGAUUGAACAACAUGUCAUGGGACGACAAGGACUAUACAACGACGGCGAUGCGAAUCCUCGCGAGCGGAUGGAUGCGCAGGCUCUGGACGCUCCAGGAAGCAUAUCUGAGCAGGAAGCUUCUGUUCGCCUUCAAACGCUGGGACAACAACAAACCGGAUGUACCCCUCGUGGACUUAGACGAAAUCGAGGAGCUGUUCGUCGAUACGAACGAAGCACUCGUCUCGAGCCUCCCAGCAAAUGCCAGGAGCUACUACCACAACAUGCUUGGCCAAGACCGCAAGGCACGCAUACACGGCUUGACUUCUACGAACAGCGUGGGCCUGGUCGCCAGUGUGUGGAAAGCUGCGCAAUGGAGGACGACAAGCAAAUUAGAGCAUGAAACAUUAGCCCUUGCUACAUUGUUGAACUUGGAUUAUCAGAACUCGUCGUUUGCAGGCGCCGAGCUAUUGAAGAAACGCGAUGAUAAAGCUCAGAAGCUCAAGGAGUACAUGAGGGACUUCUGGCUGGUAUUGGAAGAGAACUCUCCUGGGGCUAUUCCUCCAGGUAUCAUAUUCUUGCCUGGGGAGCGGAUCCAGCUACCCGGUUUCGGAUGGGCACCCCUUAGCUGGAUGGAAGCCCAGGGGGUUGAUUAUCCUGACCCUAUUUCGGUCAUUUCCAAGUCAGCAAAACUAGAGCCACGAAAAGGCGGCCUGCUCGUCGAAUUCCCGGGAUUUCUGCUCCACUUUCAGGACAGGAACGCUAUUCUAGGGUACACGGACGGCAAAGGCUUCUGGUUUCCAAGCGACAGUUCGCUGUCUGAAUGGUAUCAUGUCGAACGACCGGAUGGGAAACAACAUAGUAUUAAGAAGGGCAUCAUCGACGAGCGACGCACUGAACACCUCGCAAUCAUUCUGAGUCGUCCACGGCCACGCGAAAUCGCCGAGAUCGGGCUCUUAGUCGAAAUUCACAAGACGAAAGAGCAGAGGGAGCUUGGAAAGGAUAGCGGGAAGCGGAUUUUCGGGGUAUAUAUAGUUGGAAGAGUCAGCGUUAGGCGUGAAACAGAUGAGAAGCAGGUGAACGACAAGAGAAAGGAAAUCAUCGAGAGCCGAAAUCCCGAAUAUCGCGAGAGAAUCAUCUGCGGCGAAGCGCUUGAGGAGGAUCAGCAAUGGUACGUGGACAGUCGCACCACCAUCGACGAGGAGAUGGGCGAGGAAUCUAAUUUGCCUACGCGAUCUGCGUCCGAGGUCAACAUACCGGCCACUGGCAGAUUUAAACCCUAUCCUAUGCGAAGUGGGGCAGAAGUUCCUAUGGGAAUCGACCCGGAUGGUGGUGCCUCUCGAGCUGGCACGGAGACUCCAACGCCAGCGCCGUCGACUCACACCGCUGGUGGGAGCUCCAUGCAUAAUCCGCAUCCGCCCGCAGGCCCUGGAUCACUAAUGAAUGAGAAGAACGCAGUGGAGGAGACAGAAGAGAACAACGUACCCUCCCCAGGAAAUUUGCUGAGGAGUAGGACAGAGGCGGUGACGGACAGGGUAUCUUCGUGGUGGAAAAAACUAGGGAGAUCCAGUACAUUUCAGCCAACUUCUUAG